AUGUCUAAACAGAUCGAUAGGGAGAGUGGUGGCGACGCUAAAAAAACUAAUGCGUCCGUCGCGCGUGGCAUUGGGCUGGAAAAAGUGGCGGCAAAUAAGGUCGAGCGCGGUCAAGAGAAGUCCGGCAAGAAGAAGGAAGACAAGGGGAAGCAACCAACGCCACACAAGCGUUUUUCUACUGUGAACAAAGAUGCGGAUGUUGCCUUUGCUGGAACCAAGCUCGGUACGAGUAACGAUGGCACCACUGGCGGCAACGAAGAUCCGGCGCGAGGGAGCGCGAGUCUUGCAGUCCCGUCGGCGGAGAGGGAGGGAUCGGCGACAGGGGGAAACCACGGAAGCGAUUCCCGUGCUGAGCAUGCUGCAACCAAGGAGUCUGAGGCGGAGGCAUCGCAACACCAUCUGACGCUGCUCCAGCCGACCGUGGUCGAAGUUUCUGCAGCCGUGCUGGAUAAGGACAAGGUGGGGGAGCACGAGUCGAUGGAGGAUCCUAACCACAGCAUCGCCAACAUUGUUGGCUCUCCUCCUUCUGGUGGACGGGGAAGGCGAGGGCGGCGACAAGAGGAGGAGGAGGAGGAGGAGGAGGAGGAGGAGGAGGAGGAGGAGGAGGAGGAGGAGGAGGAGGAGGAGGAGGAGGAGGAGAAGGAGGAGGAGGAGGAGGAGGAGGAGGAGGAGGAGGAGGAGGAGGAGGAGGAGGAGGAGGAGGUGGCGGCAGUGAAGGGACGGGGCGGGCGUGGCAGACGGGUGAGUGGUACAGGGAAGGUGGGGGGCCGGACUCGCCAUUCCCAAAAACGCGGGGCAGUUGACGCCGCGCGCAGCGAAGCAGCGGGCAAGCCAAAGGCGCGUAAGGUGAAGGUCGAAAGUGAAGGGUGUGGUAAAAAGCAAGGGAGCCAAGGAGCAAAAGGGGAUGGAGGAGGAAAGGGUGGCCGCGCCAAAGGGGUUCCAGUGGGUAUCGGCAAGAAAAAACCUGCCGGUAAACGUCGCAGCGUCCACCAAAGCACCCCGCGGAAAGGUGGCAACGAGAAGGCGCAUGCUGCAAAAAAAACCGAAGGGACAGCAGAAAGGUGA
This is a messenger RNA of Closterium sp. NIES-65, 1065 nucleotides long. The record is from the annotation of a GenBank genome assembly. Lineage: Eukaryota; Viridiplantae; Streptophyta; Zygnematophyceae; Desmidiales; Closteriaceae.